Messenger RNA from Bactrocera oleae (olive fruit fly), 784 nucleotides. RefSeq lists its product as uncharacterized. The record is from RefSeq and is a predicted model, not a curated record. Lineage: Eukaryota; Metazoa; Arthropoda; Insecta; Diptera; Tephritidae.
UUGGCGUCCGAUUUUUUCACACUUAUUCGAAACAUUUAUUUGUUUGUGCCAUCAUCGUGAAAUCUCUUACGUCGCUUUUGGCGUUGGCUGUAUACUGUUUGCUCUCCCAGCACAAGCAGUAAUAUUUGUUUUGGUCUAACUCGCUUGCUAUAAAAUUGCUAUCGGAUGACGGAGAGAAGCUAGUUUUGUUUUGUAGUUAGUUAUAUCUACUACUCCCGUAACCAAAUUAAUCUAAUCAUGAAGUUGAUCACUGUACUUUUGGCUACAGUAGCUGUCGCUUGUGCCAUGCCUCACAGAGGUGGUGGCGAAUCUAAUGCCAACGCUGGCGCCCAGGUUAGCGCUGGAGGCGGUGGAUUAGGUGGAGGUCAUCACGGACGCGGUGGUGGUCAUCAAGGCGGCGCAGAAUUUGGAGGUCAAGGUGGAUAUGGUGGUCAGGGUGGAUUUGGAGGUCCAGGAGGCCAAGGUGGUUUUGGAGGCGGCUACGGGGGAUCCAGUUCAUCUGCUUCAGCGUCUUCAAGCUCGAGUUCGUCCAGUUAUGGAGGUGAAUCCAACGCUAAGGCAGAUGCCACUGCAACAUCUUUUGGUUCAGGAUCCGCUAGUGCAAAAGGUGGUGGUCAUGCAAACUCUCAUUAUUAAGUAAAUAAAUCGAUAAUUGUUACAUAACGGAAACGCACUCACACAUACUGCCCCACUUUUUCACAACAUAUGUGAUUUAUGAAAAACUUUGUGAAAAAAAAAUAAUAAAAAUAUAAUAUUUGUGUUCAAAAUAUGAGAGAACAGUUAA